Raphanus sativus (radish) is the source of this 707-nucleotide messenger RNA. RefSeq names its product two-component response regulator ARR1-like. The record is from RefSeq and is a predicted model, not a curated record. NCBI's taxonomy places the organism in Eukaryota, Viridiplantae, Streptophyta, Magnoliopsida, Brassicales, Brassicaceae. The transcript has 2 exons. The coding region runs from base 259 to 492 and encodes 77 amino acids.
AGUUCCCUUCUUCCUCAUUUAAUCGUGCCAUUAGGGCUUUAACUUAGACAAACCCAUUGGCCCAUUUCUCUUCACUCCUUUGCCAAUUAAAAUUGGUCCAACAACACCAACCACUCGUCAAGCUCCUUAGCCUUCAACAGCUUCCCCUUAGCGAGUUCACCAGGUUUAUUAUCUGUUCGGAAACCACAUUCUUCUUCUUCUUCUUACCAAGAAGAGGUUAACAGCUCGGGACCAGGUUUCACCACCCCUAGCUACGACAUGUACUCCAAUAGACAUAACGAUUGGGAUCUGCAGACUAUCGGAAUCUCCCUUGACGCAGAAUCAAUAGCGUUCUCGAGUUCAGAAGCUUACUCUACUACUACUUCUUCCAUGUCAAGAACCAAUGACCAUGGCCGUAACCAGCCACUGGUGUCACGUCAUCAGGAAGGAAUUGCACCUGUUGAUACCGAGUUCGACUUUGACGCAUAUACGAUCGAUGAUAUCCCGGUUUGAUUGGAACAAACCGAAGGGACUAUAGGAGAUUGAUUUGUAAUGUUAUCAUUAUACUACCAUUUGCUAAUAACAGUAUAACCAUUUUGGUGAAAUUUUUUUCAAUGUUACAUAAUCUGCGUGAGAUUUUAAAUGCAGAUUAUAACAGAAAUUGUUUGUAUUAAACUUUUUGUAAUGUUAGGAGUUAAUAUGUUACUCUCCUAAGAGAAUUAUAAGUA